This is a messenger RNA of Cydia amplana, 348 nucleotides long. It is a transcript of the gene Srp9, whose product is annotated as signal recognition particle 9 kDa protein. Bases 109 to 345 code for a protein of 78 amino acids. Gene Ontology annotation, molecular function: 7S RNA binding. The transcript has 2 exons. Gene Ontology annotation, cellular component: signal recognition particle, endoplasmic reticulum targeting. Gene Ontology annotation, biological process: SRP-dependent cotranslational protein targeting to membrane; negative regulation of translational elongation. The record is from RefSeq and is a predicted model, not a curated record. NCBI's taxonomy places the organism in Eukaryota, Metazoa, Arthropoda, Insecta, Lepidoptera, Tortricidae.
UUAGCUUUAACCUGUAAUUCCGACUAUUGUUCGUAUUGAGCAGAGCCGAAAUACGGAAACAAUACCUUUGAUACAUUUACAACGUUGUAAAGGAAACGCGGAUAUAAAAUGACAUUCAUACCUAGCUGGGAGGAAUUUGAAAGGUCUGCGGAGAUGUUAUAUAUGCGGGACCCAAUAAACACACGAUACAGCAUGAAGUAUUCCCAUUCUAAGGGCGCAUUUCUUGUUAAAAUUACAGAUAACAAAAAGUGUCUGCAAUACAAAACAGAAGUUCAGCAAGAUGUCAGGAAAAUAGACAAGUUCAUUUCUAAUCUAAUGAGGCAUAUGGCAUCUAAUGAUAAAUAAUAA